AGUCUAGCGACAGCGGCGACGACUGAGCUCCCUGACGUGCUUCGGGCAGCGACUGGCAGCCGGACAAGGACGAGGUGGAGCUAGGGAGCUUCUGGGAUAGACCCGCCCGCCAUGAAGCCCCCCGCAGACUGUGCUGGUGACGUCUCUGACGUGGCAUCCCCGUGCUCCAUGGAAAACCACUUGCGCUGGGACCUGAGUGCCGAGCAGAUCCAGACGCUGACCCGAGAGCUCAUGGAGAAGACCAAGCAGGUGUACGACCAGGUGGGCGCCCAGGACUUCCAGGACGUCUCCUAUGAGAAGACGCUCAAGGCCCUGGCCGACGUGGAGGUGACCUACACGGUUCAGAGGAAUGUCCUUGAUUUCCCUCAGCACGUCUCCCCGUCCAAGGACAUCCGGGCCGCCAGCACCAAGGCUGACAAGAAGCUGUCGGAGUUUGACGUGGAGAUGAGCAUGCGGCAGGACGUGUACCAGAGGAUUGUGUGGCUGCAGGAGAAGGUGGAGAAGGACGGGCUGCGGCCUGAGGCCAUGCGCUAUCUGGAGCGGCUGAUCAAGCUGGGCCGGAGGAACGGCCUGCACCUCCCUGAGGAGACCCAAGAAAAAAUCAAGGGCAUCAAGAAGAAGCUCAGCCUGCUGUGCAUCGACUUCAACCAGAACCUCAACGAGGAUGCCACGUUCCUGCCCUUCUCGAGGGAGGAGCUCGGCGGCCUCCCGGACGACUUCCUGAACUCCCUGGAGAAGACCGAAGACAACAAACUGAAGGUCACCCUCAAGUACCCGCACUACUUCCCACUGCUGAAGAAGUGCCACGUGCCUGAGACCAGGAGGAAGGUGGAGGCCGCCUUCAACUGCCGCUGCAAGGAGGAGAACUGCGCCAUCCUCAAGGAGUUGGUGGACCUGCGGGCACAGAAAUCCAGCCUGCUGGGGUUCAGCACACACGCCGACUACGUCCUGGAGAUGAACAUGGCUGAGACCAGCCAGGUGGUGACCACCUUCUUAGACGAGCUGGCCCAGAAGCUGAAGCCCCUGGGGGAGCAGGAGCGCACGGUGAUCCUGGAGCUGAAGAAGGCUGAGUGCGAGCGGCGCGGGCUGCCCUUCGACGGGCGCAUCAACGCCUGGGACAUGCGCUACUACAUGAACCAGGUGGAGGAGACGCGCUACAGCGUGGACCAGAACCUGCUGAAGGAGUACUUCCCCAUGCAGGUGGUCACCCAGGGGCUGCUGGGCAUCUACCAGGAGCUGCUGGGCCUCACCUUCCAGCGGGAGGAGAGCGCUGCUGCCUGGCACGAGGACGUGGAGCUCUACACCGUGUGCGAUGCUGCCUCGGGCCAGGUUGUCGGCAAGUUCUACCUGGACCUGUACCCUCGGGAAGGAAAAUACGGGCACGCGGCCUGCUUCGGCCUGCAGCCGGGCUGCCUGCGACCAGACGGGAGCCGCCAGAUAGCCAUCGCUGCCAUGGUGGCCAACUUCACCAAACCCACACCUGACGCCCCGUCGCUGCUGCAGCACGACGAGGUGGAGACCUACUUCCAUGAGUUCGGGCACGUCAUGCACCAGCUGUGCUCCCAGGCGGAGUUCGCCAUGUUCAGCGGCACGCACGUUGAGCGGGACUUUGUGGAGGCGCCCUCGCAGAUGCUGGAGAACUGGGUGUGGGAGCGCGAGCCCCUGCUGCGCAUGUCCCAGCACUACCGCACCGGCGGCGCGCUGCCCCCCACGCUGCUCGACCGCCUCAUCGCCUCCCGCCAGGCCAACACAGGUCUCUUCAAUCUACGCCAGAUCGUCUUGGCCAAAGUGGACCAGGCACUGCACACGCAGCCGGGCGCUGACCCCGCCGAGGAAUAUGGGCGGCUCUCCCAGGAGAUCCUGGGGGUCCCCGCCACACCAGGCACCAACAUGCCAGCAACCUUCGGCCACCUGGCGGGCGGCUACGAUGCCCAGUACUACGGCUACCUGUGGAGUGAGGUCUACUCCAUGGACAUGUUCCACACCCGCUUCAAGCAGGAGGGCGUCCUGAACAGCAAGGUGGGCAAGGACUACCGGAACUGCAUCCUGAGACCUGGGGGCUCCCAGGACGCCAGCGCCAUGCUGAAGCUCUUCCUGGGCCGCGACCCCAGGCAGGACGCCUUCCUCCUCAGCAAGGGGCUGCAGGUGGACGACCCCCCGCCAGUGGCCUGCUGACUGGCUACUCGGAGCUGUACGGACAGCAGGCCCCAGCAGCCCGGCACCUGCCCAGCCCUGCUCUGAGCUUCCUGAGCCGAUGGCCCAGGGGGCACUGGGAGGGGCACGUGCUGUACUGUGGUACUUCUCAGCUCCCAAACCCUCCUCCCGUGGCAACUAGGGUAAAGAGGAAUCGGCUUUGAGGAUGCCCACUGGGCUGUGGCCACCUCUCACUCUGAGCCCUCCCCUCAGGACCCUCUUGUGAACUAGGAGAAGAGACAGGACCCUGGCGACCCCAGCCCUGCCUUUUCUAUUGCUGACUGCCUCACAUCACCUGCUACGUAGGGAAUCACGCUGGUGUUUCUAUUAAACCCUUCAUUUUGCUGGA
Molecule: messenger RNA, 2542 nt
Organism: Echinops telfairi (small Madagascar hedgehog)
Lineage: Eukaryota; Metazoa; Chordata; Mammalia; Afrosoricida; Tenrecidae
Gene: THOP1
Product: thimet oligopeptidase 1
Exons: 13
Coding region: 112-2175 (687 amino acids)
Biological process (GO): peptide metabolic process; proteolysis
Cellular component (GO): mitochondrial intermembrane space
Molecular function (GO): metalloendopeptidase activity
Source: RefSeq, a predicted model, not a curated record